GAAAAAAACUAAUACCAUUCUCUGUCAGUGACAUCAAUUCCAGCGGAGACAAAAAUAUUAGGAGAUUCUUUCCAUCUGUUCUACCAUUGAUGGACUGUGUUACUUGGUAUUUGUUGUUGGUGGGGUGAUACGUGAAAAUUGGUUCAGACAUCAUGAUAUAGAAAAAGGAAAAGAUAAUUACAUGUAGGAAGUUGAGCUAACAAUAAAGUAUCUUAUAUAAUAAGAGAUAGUCUAUCAAUAACUUUCUCUAUAUAUAGCCUUUUACUAAAUGAUCAAUCUCCAGUCUCCACUCAAAUUAAAACACAACUUCAAUUUCUUCAUUUCCUUGGAAGCAAAGUAAUAUUUGUCAAAUUGACACAAUGGCUGCUUUCAACAAUGGAUCAGUCCUCUUAUUGAUCAUAGCAUUGUUGUUCAUAUCAAGCAUGACGACAAGUGAUGCUGCUCGUAGCCUACUUCAACUUCCCAACUUGCCUACAAUCCCUUCAUUGCCUCAGCCUACAGUGCCACAAUUCCCUGCUAUUCCAAACAUGCCAACAGCAGUCACAUUGCCACCAUUGCCAAGUGUUGCAUCGUUGCCAACGCUUCCAACAGCAGCUCCGUUGCCUACAUUGCCCUCUGUUCCGAAAAUGAGUCUGCCUCCAUUGCCUGCCAAUAUUCCUCUGCCCAACAUGCCAUCAUUUCCAAACAUUCCUACACUUUCACCUCCUCCAUCCAACUGAUUUCGCGGCUUCCAGAAUUUUACUUGCCUUGCGCAUAUGGUCUUUACUGUUUGAUGUUUUGCUCUUUCGUUGUCAUCGAUUGUUUGUACCUUCUUGAGUGUGCUGUAUUGAUUAAGGUAAUGCAGUAUUCUAGUUUUGAUUUACCCA
This is a messenger RNA of Solanum pennellii, 866 nucleotides long. Its product is annotated as protein PELPK1-like. Lineage: Eukaryota; Viridiplantae; Streptophyta; Magnoliopsida; Solanales; Solanaceae. The transcript has a single exon. Bases 360 to 719 code for a protein of 119 amino acids. The record is from RefSeq and is a predicted model, not a curated record.